Molecule: messenger RNA, 6595 nt
Organism: Colossoma macropomum (tambaqui)
Lineage: Eukaryota; Metazoa; Chordata; Actinopteri; Characiformes; Serrasalmidae
Gene: cpeb4b
Product: cytoplasmic polyadenylation element binding protein 4b
Exons: 11
Coding region: 520-2700 (726 amino acids)
Biological process (GO): negative regulation of cytoplasmic translation
Cellular component (GO): cytoplasm; nucleus; synapse
Molecular function (GO): translation factor activity, RNA binding; mRNA regulatory element binding translation repressor activity; ribosome binding
Source: RefSeq, a predicted model, not a curated record
AUUGAGCUCCGGCAGAUUUUGUGUGGAGAGAGACGGACAGCAGCGGCGCAGCGCGACGGCCAACAGGAGACCGCUGGCUCAAAAAAACAGAAAGAGAGAAAGCGUUUUUAAAACAAUGAAACCGUCGAUGAACGGUUUGCAGCUCGCCAGUAAAUCAACGUCGUGUUCUCUUCAAUGACGUGACGUUGCUCAGUUAAAGCCUGAAGCUUAGCUGCUUGCUAGCGGAGAGAGAGAGAGAGAGAGAGGGCUGUGUGUCAUUGAGAAGGCAGGACACGUCAAGACGAGGCAGAAAAAGGCUGCCAGGCUAUCGCUAGCCACACUCGGUGUUCCUGUGGGAUAUAUAUAUAUAUAUAAAAAGCUUUUCAUCUUGUUACACAAAUCAGCUCGUCACUUAACUGGCAUCGAAUAGCUUUGCGGUUCUCGUCGCAUCGGAUCGGAUCCUUCUCCCAGCCGUCGCCUGGACCAAGGGUAGGCAGUAAGGAUAGAGUACCGUGUGGCAGUCUUAACUGGAGAACAUAAAUGGGGGAUUACGGGUUUGGAGUCUUAGUGCAAAACAACACUGGCAACAAGUCCGCUUUCCCGGUACGAAUUCACCCCCACUUGCAACCUCCGCAUCACCACCAGAAUGCAACACCCAGUCCUGCUGCUUUCAUAAACAGCACCACAGCUGGGAAUGGCAGCAACGGUGGCUCUCCCUGGCUGUUCCCUGCGGCCACUGCCCACAGUAACAUGCAAGACGAAAUCCUUGGCUCGGAGAAGCCCAAAGCCCAGCAGCAGGAGCUCCAAGAGACACAAGAAAAGCAGCAACUCUCCCCUGGGCACCAGGAGGGUGGGAUCAUCUCUGAGCUGGAGAAGGCCCGCUCAGAGGAGAGCAAAGUGGAGAGCAGCCCCUCUGAGGGCACGAAUGGCAAAGAGAAGCUCCGCCUUGAGUCCCCUGUGUUGACACCCUUUGACUAUCAGGAACCCUCUGGCCUGGGCACAGCUGUCCAGUCUAGCACCUCCUCCUCCCUGACCAGCUUCAACAACUGGUCGGCUGCUAUCCCCCCAACCCCUUCCACUAUCAUCAACGAGGACAUCAGCUUCUUCAACCCGGCUGCAUCCGCCAACAAUGGCCCGCUGCUGUUCCAGAAUUUUUCGCACCACGUCAGCCCAGGCUUCGGGGGGAACUUCUCACCUCAGAUUGGCCCCAUCUCCCAGCACCAUCCCCCUCACCCCCACUUCCAGCACCCUCACAACCAGCACCAGCAGCACCGUCGCUCGCCUGCCAGCCCGCACCCACCUCCCUUCCCUCAUCGCAAUGCAGCCUUUGGCCAGCUCCCCCAUCUUUCCAACAACCUGAGCAAGCCGCCCUCGCCCUGGGGCAGCUACCAGAGCCCUUCACCUUCUCCUUCCUCCACCUCCUGGAGCCCAGGUGGCGGCUAUGGUGGCUGGGGAGGCUCUCGGGGUGGUGAGUUCCGUCGGGGCCUGAAUGGCGGCAUGACCCCGCUCAACUCCAUCUCACCCCUGAAGAAGACCUUCCCCAACAAUCACGUGCCCUCGCAGAAGUACUCGCGGACCAGCCCUGGCUUCAACCCCAAGUCCUGGAUGGAUGAAAGCAUUAGCAGGAGCGAGAACAUCUUCCCCUUUCAGGAGCGCACUCGAUCAUUCGACGGCUUCAACAUGCACUCCCUGGAGAACUCGCUCAUCGACAUCAUGCGAGCUGAGCAGGACACCCUGAAAGGUCGCCUUGGAUUCGCCCAUCCAGGAGGAGACAGCCCUUUGCCUAUAAAUGCAAGGAAUUAUGGGAGGCGACGAGGCCACUCUUCUUUGUUCCCCAUGGAGGAUGGCUUCCCAGACGAGGAGAGGGCUGAGCAGAGCCUGCCUGGCCUGAGCUCCCCCCACUGCUUCCCACACCAGAAUGGAGAGAGGGUUGAGCGCUACUCCCGCAAGGUCUUUGUGGGUGGCCUUCCCCCUGACAUAGAUGAAGAUGAGAUUACUGCUAGUUUCCGACGCUUCGGGCACCUGUUUGUGGACUGGCCCCACAAGGCUGAAAGCAAAUCUUACUUUCCACCAAAAGGUUAUGCAUUUCUCCUGUUCCAAGAUGAGAGCUCUGUUCAGGCUCUGAUUGACGCUUGCAUUGAAGAAGAUGGCAAGCUUUACCUGUGUGUUUCCAGCCCCACCAUUAAAGACAAACCUGUCCAGAUUCGCCCUUGGAAUUUGAAUGAUAGUGACUUUGUGAUGGAUGGAUCUCAGCCCCUGGAUCCCAGGAAGACCAUUUUUGUGGGUGGAGUACCACGCCCUCUUCGUGCAGUGGAGCUGGCUAUGAUCAUGGACAGGCUGUAUGGUGGCGUGUGCUAUGCAGGCAUCGACACAGACCCAGAGCUGAAGUACCCUAAGGGAGCAGGGCGGGUCGCGUUCUCUAAUCAGCAGAGCUACAUUGCUGCUAUCAGCGCUCGUUUUGUACAACUGCAGCAUGGAGAAAUCGAUAAACGGGUGGAAGUGAAGCCAUACGUCUUGGACGACCAGCUGUGUGAUGAGUGUCAGGGGACGCGGUGUGGAGGCAAGUUCGCUCCUUUCUUCUGCGCUAACGUCACCUGUCUCCAGUAUUACUGUGAAUACUGCUGGGCGGCUAUCCACUCACGUGCUGGCCGAGAGUUUCACAAACCCCUGGUGAAAGAGGGUGGCGACCGACCUCGCCACAUCUCCUUCCGCUGGAACUAAGGUGACAGGCAGGGAGAUAGACAGGGGAGAGAAGGCUAGGAGUCGCAAAAUCAUCGUCUGAAUAAAUGCACUUUUCUGUUGCUGGUUCCUUUUUAAUUUAAUUAAAAACACACAUUUUAAUUUGUCAUUUAAUAUAAAGUUUAAAAAAAUGGAUAUGUAUCCAAAAAUAUUCAGGAAAAAAGUACAAUAUGUAAUGCAUCUCUGUUUUUUUUGUUUUUUUUUGUUUUUUUUUGUAAUCCCAUUCGAUUUCUUUUUCUUAGAGCACAGAGAUAUGAAAAUAUUGAGUAUUAGUAUAAUUUGUCAUUGAGUAUGACUAUCUGUAUGACUAUAAUUGGCUGUUUGUUAACAUUGAAUUACAAGUAUUACAUUUUGUUUUAUAUUUGAUUCAAAAGGCUACAGAGCAGACAUGGCGAGAAGGUGUUGCUGAUGAAGAGUGCACUUAUUUCUUUGUUGAAUAGAGUGCAAAUGCAGUGUAAGACCCCAGUGUUUUAACCAAAGCUUAAUCACAAUUGGUUUGUAAGAACAGCAAAGCAAAACAAAACAAAACAAAAAAAGCUUCCAAAAGCGGAUCCUCUCAAUAGAUCAAAUAUUUCAACAUUUUAUCAAUUUACGACCAAUGCUAAUAUCUAAUGUUUUUUGACAACUAUUGAUGCCGCAUCAGAUUUCUGGGUUUGAUUUCUAUUAUGAAAUGCAAGAAACUUAUACCUCAAGCUUAGCUGCUAGUUUGUUGAGUAAGAUGUAGAAACCAAGCUGGUCUCCCCCCUUUCCAUGCUGAACACAGAAAAGGGAAAUGACAUCUGCAAAAGGCACAGUAAGAUAUCUGCGCUGUCACUUCCUAAGUAAAAAAAACAAAAGAAAUACACAAAUUGAUUUCAACAGUGGUUGGGAAACAUAGCAUCUAAAUGGGGAAUGUAUGGCGUUAAAAGAGCAGUAAUUUGCCUAUGGGCUGGUUCAGCAGCAAGGAAUCCUAAUCCAUUUGUGGCCCAGCUGCGCCAAAACCAGCUUUAGAUUCUCUAAGGCUGUCGGCAGCAAGGAACUUUUACUUCGUCUCGCAAUGUGUGCAGAUUUCCAAGCCUUUACCCCAGCCGACAACAUUUUUGACCCGAAAAGACGUAAACAUAAUAGCAAAAAAAGUGCUGAAGAUUUUAAGAGAAAAGAAAGACAGAACCAAAUACCUCCUGUUCUGCAGCAUCUGUGCCGACUCAGCCUGAGUUAGAAGCAUAACUGAAGGUAGUCCACGCAUCGCUCCUCAAUCCUCACACCCCACCCCCUACGCACGCAGGUCUCUCACUUUGACCUGCAACAUACAGGUUUUACUUUCAGACAUUAGGGAACCAAAGAUGGCUGUAUAGUAGUGAGCAAGACCAUAGCUCACUUUUUUCUUUUCCCUCCUCCAAACAGGUUUCCGUUCAGUUUAUUUAUGCUAUGACCCCAACACACACACACACACCUCAUUCCAUUCAAUAUUUAUGACCAGAUGAACUCCAGCAAACCAAAGAUUGGCCUUGAAUUGAUAAGCAUGCAGUCAAAAUCCACAGUAACACUAGUGAAAACCACUGAGCCCAGUGUACACUGGCCUUUCCGCAAGUCCACCCGCUUCUUUUCCAAAGGUCAAAAAAGGAGACAUAUGUUGUUCAGCAGUCGGGUAUCGUCUUGAGGAAAUUUAUGCUAGCCGUCAGAUUUUGGGAGGUGAAACGUAAAGCUAUGAACAUAGCAUCCGAUUUGGUUGACGAUUACAAGCUUUCAUUAUCUGAUUCUGCUAGCGUAAACGUCAGGGAGAUAGUGAAGAAUUAUAACUUGAUACACUAGUGAGAAACUUAUCCUCGUGUUGGCUUGAUGGUGUUCUAGUGCACCCAUUCUGCACCAUCACUUAGGCUUGUGGGUGUGGUGGUUGAACAUUUUAGAAGUUAAACACUUUUUGAAGAAUUUGCUGUUAAUGAGAUGAGAUAAAGAUUAUUUUAUACAUGGCCUGCUGAUUUUUGGUACAGUGUUUUCUAGCUAAAUUAUUUUGUCAUGCACAUAUAAACAUUUAUUAUGCACUACUUUUCUAAAUACUUUUUUUUUUUUUCAACAGUCAUUUUAGGCACAUUUUUCACAAAUGGGAAAACUCCUUUUUGCAAUACCUCAAUUUUUCACAUUGUGAAAGGUAGCUUUUGUACUUUUGUUACUGAGAGAUCUGCAUAUAUGGAAAUUUUCAUUUAAGAGAAAAAAAAGUUGAGUGAUUUUAAUAUAUAUUAUUUUCAAUUAUGCUUUUUAUACAUUUCAGUGCUGAGGAAUCUUUACAACUAAGCGCACACUUGCGUUGAUGCGACUUCAAAUCUGCAGAGGAAAGAUCAAAGUAUACCGCUUAAGGUCUUGGAUCUUGUACACUAGAUUUUAAUGACACACACACACAUAUAUAUGGGUUAAAAAAAACCUAAACAACAGCAUGGCAAGAACAAGUUGUCAUUAAAUUAAUGUUAAUAUUAAAAAUGGUUAUCCUAGUUGGAAAAAAAGGUAAACUUGUCAUUUUAGUUUCCUCUCCAUAGCUGGAAUAUAAACUAUAAUAUAAGGAGAAUGCAAAAUUUGGUUCAUGUUUAGGCUGACUCUCGUAUCACAAGAAUGGAUGUUUGAUGUUUAGAUAUUUUAACAUUUGAAAAUAUAUAUUCUUGAACUGCCAACUAGCUCCUAUUGUAAUCCUUAGCAUGCAUGAUGAGAAAAAAAAAAUAAGUACAUGAAUUAGCUAUUAAAAUUAAUUGUUGUGGUUGUGCACCAGAUGUUUCUAAACAUUUAAUUUGUUAAGGACACCCCACACCCUGCACCCUCCUGUAUGUUAUUCUCUAUGCCUUCCCCAUUAUCCAGUAUCUUCAGGAUGCACAGAUAAAGCAAACAUUAAAGCGAAGAGAGAACUCUAAAAAUCCAAUUAGCAGUGCAGGACGAGAGCAUCUUAUUGGACGCUGUUGAAAAGACUUGAGAACUUCAUCCCUACUGUCUGUUUGAAGUAAAAUCACAAACUAUUUGGAGGAAGGGGAACUUUAAGACUUGAAUGUGGUAAAUGUUGCAAGUUAACUUCGAGUUGUUAUGUGCAAUACUUUUUUUGAACUUUUUCCAGAUAAAGACUCUUUGCAAUGUAAUUCUUUAAUGCCAUUUUUAAUUGCUGACAUUUAAAGAAGAUGUUAAUAUGUUUUUCACAGUCAUUUUCUACUGUUAUUGUAAUCCUUUUCAUGCUGGUGUUUGUAAAAAAGAAAAGAAAUCAGACUAUUUGUACUAAUAUAAAUAAUUGAAGUUAUUUUUAAAACAUUAAAGGUUUUGUGCUCAUUUGCUUAUUUUGUUUAUUUCAAGCUACUGUGAUUGAUUGCAUUGUAAUUAUUAGGUCAACAAUGUAUUUAGCUGUUUAUUGGUAUAUUUUUAAUUGGAAUGUAUAAUUAAUUUUUAUAAUUUUGAUCAGAUUUUUGUUAUAUUUUUGAGGUGAAGCUUUUAAUAUGUUAAAGUGUCUAGUUUUUACUAAUUGCUAUAUUGUGCUCCACAAUAUAUGGUUCACAUUUUCUGAAGGAAAAUAAAUAUUUAAAUAUCUGUCUGUUAAUGAUGUUACUUAAUGGCAAAAUUUCAAUAGUUUUUAACUGUGUAUGGGAAGGUUGUUGUAUUUAUUAAUAGCAUUUUUUUACUUAAGAUAUCACCUUAAUUUUUAUUGUCAUUUCACUUUAUAAGUUCCUAUUUUUGUAUUUUUCUUUCUAAUUAAGUUAUGUUAUACAAAUGUCCAUAUUCUAGGAGUUGGUCUGUAAGUGCUAGUGAAACAAAAAGAAAAAUCUAAUGUUAUUUAAUUGUUUGCAGCCAACUAUUUAUAACAAUAUGCAUAAUUUUUAAAUAUUUGUAAUGUGAAAUGUUGAAUGAAUAAAUCUUAACUGUGACAAGACAA